This is a messenger RNA of Jatropha curcas, 1974 nucleotides long. RefSeq names its product putrescine-binding periplasmic protein-like protein. NCBI's taxonomy places the organism in Eukaryota, Viridiplantae, Streptophyta, Magnoliopsida, Malpighiales, Euphorbiaceae. Gene Ontology annotation, molecular function: polyamine binding. The record is from RefSeq and is a predicted model, not a curated record. Gene Ontology annotation, cellular component: periplasmic space. Gene Ontology annotation, biological process: polyamine transport.
UCGUCAGUCCCUCAUUUUCUUUAAAACAGACUUAACCGUAGAAUUCAGUAUUGGAUUGAGCUCUAUGAACCUUUCUGUUGCUUCUCAGUCCCUCUCUCUUCCGCAGAGACGAUCUUUGUCUUACAAUGACGCAAUUCCUAUGACACCAUCCUCUCUUCUCCACCGCAUCCCCACCAGCAAUUCCGCAUUUAUUCACCAUCCAUUCACUGGCCGCCACAAAAUCAUAAUCCGUUCGUCGGCGAAACCAACCAUCACCGAUGAGCCUCGUACCUUACUUCGUGUUGCUGCUACCUCCGCCUUACUGUUCUUAGGCCUAAGUGUUGGUGUUUGGCAAGCAGCGGCUUCGACUACGUUUCUCCACCCCGCGACCACUAAAUUACCGGAAAUUGCAGUUGUCCCUCAAGAUUUUAUGGACACAGAGGGUGAUGAUACCAAUGGCAAUUCUAAGGCUUCGGAAAAAUUUGAAGACGAAGAGUUGAACAGUGCAUUUGAAGCUUGGAAGUCAAAAACAUUUGCUUUAUCUGUUCCUCUUAGAAUUGUUGCUCUUCGUGGUUCUAUGCCUCCUUCCUGGGGAAAGGAUUUCACACAAUCUCAAGGAAGGAGAUUAAGGCUUCGUAUGCAGUUCCUUGGAAGUCUUGACAAGAUUUUUUCUGACCUAUCAAUGUCCUUUAACAAACGCAGGAUUGGUCCUGCAUCUGUUGUGGCUGCUGAUGUUGUUAGUAUUGGUGAUUCCUGGCUUAGUUUUGCCAUUAAAAAGUCUAUAGUUGAGCCCAUUACUGGGAUAGAAGACCAGGAUUGGUAUAAAGAUUUAAGCGAAAAAUGGAAGGUAUACUUACGCAGGAAUCGUGAGGGAAAAAUAGACCCAAAUGGUGAAGUAUGGGCUGCUCCAUAUCGAUGGGGCACUAUGGUGAUAGCCUACAAGAAAAAUAAACUCCAGAAGAAUAAAUUGGCUCCAAUAGAGGAUUGGGCAGAUCUAUGGCAGCCUAAGCUCGCAGGGAGGAUUUCUAUGGUUGACUCUCCUAGAGAGGUGGUUGGUGCAGUUUUGAAAUAUAUGGGAGCAUCAUAUAAUACAGAGAACAUUGAAUUGGAAGUUCCUGGUGGAAGGAAGGCAGUCCAACAAAAUCUUGCAUUCCUUCAAAAACAGGUUCGGCUAUUCGACAGUGUGGACUAUCUUAAAGCAUUUGGAGUGGGAGAUGUAUGGGUGGCUGUUGGGUGGAGUAGUGAUGUCCUUCCUGUUGCCAAGCGGAUGUCUAAUGUUGCUGUUGUAGUUCCCAAGUCUGGAGCUAGCUUAUGGGCUGAUCUCUGGGCAAUCCCUGCUGCCUCUAGACUUGAAACAAACGAAAUCGGAGGACGAGUGAGAGGGCCAUCUCCAUUAAUCCAUCAGUGGAUAGAGUUCUGCUUGCAAGCUGCAAGAGCACUGCCUUUUAAGCAGGAGGUAAUACCUGGUGCAACUCCUUCUGCCCUUGAAAGCAUUCCAAUUGAAGUCCCUAAAGAGCUGACCAGGAAUAAGCCAAGUCUAGACACAAAUCUUAUUGCUGGAGUACCUCCACCUGAAAUUUUGUCUAGAUGCGAGUUCUUGAAGCCGCUGUCUGAUGCUACAUUAUCAGAUUAUUGGUGGCUGAUUGCCGGUAUGCAGAAGUCUGAUCCUGGUUUAGUCCAUAGAAUACAUCAUCAUCUCUCGUCGAUGGCACAGUCUGUUAGGUUAAAGCUGUAUCCCAAGGCCUAAACUUGGACAAAGUUUCAUUGAAGCAAGUCAGCAACUUCCAAAAUGCUAAGAUGAGCUUUGACGGGUUCGGGUUCUGACAUAUCUGCGGGCACAUCGGUAGGAUAAUUUCAAGGUUAAGCGGAGCUUACUAGUUAUUGUAAGUUAGGUCUUUUUAUCUCAGUUUCAAAUUUUUAGUAUAGAAUAAAUAUUUAUCUUAUUGUUGAAACAUUUUAUAAUGUAUUUGUGCAAUCAAAAUUAUAUUAUAUGUA